Molecule: messenger RNA, 1330 nt
Organism: Pieris napi
Lineage: Eukaryota; Metazoa; Arthropoda; Insecta; Lepidoptera; Pieridae
Product: nucleoporin NUP42-like
Exons: 3
Coding region: 164-1246 (360 amino acids)
Molecular function (GO): metal ion binding
Source: RefSeq, a predicted model, not a curated record
AUUUAUUCCAGUUCCAUAAUAGAGAAAAAUGUAAUUUAAAGCAAUCUUAACUAAUUGUGCUAAAUAUUCGAGACAAUCAGCAAGUAACUUAUUCAACUAAAUGUAGCACAUUUGACAUAAGUGCAAACUACAAAUAGCUAUUUCAAGGCCGACUAGAACAAAAAUGGUUAUUUGUAAAUAUUUUCUUCAAGGAUGCUGUCGUUUCGGGCAAAACUGCAGAUAUGAACAUGUAUAUAGUUCUAAAUAUUCAUAUCAAGGAAACACUACCAGCACAAAUAGUAAUGUAACUGACGACCAACUUGUUAGCCAAGUGCAAUCUGACAUUCAAGCCGCUUUAAAUGGUGGACAAUGGAUACUCAGCUGCUAUGCCCCUUAUAAAGAAAAAGCUUGCUUUCCGGGUUUACAUGAUCUUUCGCAGGAGGAAGCCAGACUUAUUAUAUAUGAAGCUAAGGCAAACCAAACAUUAGAACAAGCUGUAAUGUAUAUGAAUAAUUUAUUUAAAGAAACAAGGCAUAAAUAUCAGCAGCUUUUACAACCUUCAGCAGCGAUUAUAAAAGUUUUACAAAGUAUAUAUAGAGGAGAACCAGUAUCUUCACCUUUUGAACUAGAAAACCAAGCUUUUGGAUCACAAGCGACAUCUUUAUUCCGUAAUGCUGUUCAGAAUGACCCCUUUCAAAAUAAUACUAGUACACAAACAAAUUCUGUCUUUUCAAGAUUGGGUACCCAAACUACAAAUACUUUCAACAGUGCCCCUAAAUCAAUAUUUGCACAAGCAGCUCAGAAUACUUUUGGACCAUCUCAACCGUCUAAUCUUUUUUCAACACAACCCCAAGAAAACACAGCAGCUAAAUCCCUUUUCGCCCAAGCCAGCCAAAGUGUAUAUGGGCAGCAGAAACAAAAUGCAAAUGUAUUUGCAACAGAUCAACAGCAAAGUGUGUUUGCAGCAAACCAUCCAGCUCAAAGUGUUUUUUCUGUAAGUCCACAACAGCAAAAUCCUGCUAAUCCAUUUGGUAUACCACAGCAAAACCAGACUGGAAAUGUGUUUCAACAAAAUACUCCGAGUAGAACGGGAUCUGAUAUUUUUGGCAUUUCAAGAAAUGCAUUUGAAAAGGCUCCAGCCGAUGAUGAAAAUGUCUAUAGUAAAAUUGAAGAUUUGUCUGAACUAGACUUGGAGGCCUACAACAGUUCCGAGUUCAAAUUAGGCCUAAUACCAGAAUUACCACCGCCUCAUAUCCUAUGUGUGUAAACCAUAAUGUAAUUAAAGAACAAUAGGAAUCUUUAGUCGAAAGUAGGCAAACAAGCAUUUUUAAAUAAAAACUUUGCAUGUUGA